UAUCAACAGAUGGUGGCCUCAGGAUGGUGAGCAGGAAAGAUAACAGAAUCUAGGUGGGGCCAGAUGCUGAUACUUUCCGCCCUCAUUGGUGGUUUUCUUGCUCUGACUUUGCAAGCCUGUUCAUAAUUCCAGUAUGUUUUUGUAUGAGAGAAUAACAGUUGGAUUACUAUUGUCAGGUUACUUUUUAACAACAAGUGCCAAUGCUGCACUUACAACCGAAGUUUCUUCAACUCAUUCCCUACAAGCAAGAACAGGUUAUUCUUUAAAAAGUACCAGUGCUAUAAAGGCAACCGAAGUUUCUCCAGCUCAUUCCCUACAAACAAGCACAGUAAAUACUUCCCCAAAGGUCCCUCCUACAAUGAGUGAUGAAGAGGCUGCUGUCACCACCAUAGACCCCUCCUACCCAGGAGCAAAACAAGGAAGAAAUCAAAUUAUACACCCUUUCUCUGAACCAGUGAUAAUAUUAAUUAUUUUUGCGGUAAUGUUUGGUAUCAUUGGAACAAUCCUUUUAAUUUCUUUCUGUGUCAGGCGACUAGUCAAGAAAAGUCCACCAGUCAUAAAACCUGUCUCCUUGGAAGACACAGACUUGCCUUUAAAUUCUGUUGAAAUGGGACAGACAGCUCCUGCCUCUAAUCCUUCUACAGAAUAACCAAAGAGAAUGUGCUCACCAAGCCAAAUUUUGGAAGAAUUCAAAGACAUUAGUCAAGUGAAAAAUGAUCACAGAAAUUGGAACCAUCAGUAGAUUAUGUAGCUACCUAUGUUGUACCAUUUCAGGAAGCAAAUUUCAUCAUAAUGUGUUUCAGAGAUUCAACCAAGAGGAAAAAAAUCUUUGCUCAUUAAUACUUCAAGAUAAAGAGUGUACAUUUCCUUGCAUGCUUGCUUUUGUGUUAGCAUAAUUUUUAUAAUUAAUUGCUUUAGGAUAUCUGACCUAAAAUUUCUGCUGAAUUCAUCUGCUAUUUUUUAAGACUGACUUAUUCUAUCCUAUUAUAAUCUUAAUGAUUGCACUGUCAAACGAAGGUCUUAUAACAUCUCCUCUAAGUAUAAGUUCUUCUCUUUCUAAACUCUUAGGUUCACUUUCAUUGUUUUAAAUAAACUACAGGGUCAAUGAAGUCC
This is a messenger RNA of Marmota flaviventris (yellow-bellied marmot), 1113 nucleotides long. It is a transcript of the gene Gypa, whose product is annotated as glycophorin A (MNS blood group). Gene Ontology annotation, cellular component: plasma membrane. NCBI's taxonomy places the organism in Eukaryota, Metazoa, Chordata, Mammalia, Rodentia, Sciuridae. The record is from RefSeq and is a predicted model, not a curated record.